Messenger RNA from Cryptotermes secundus, 2471 nucleotides. It is a transcript of the gene DppIII, whose product is annotated as dipeptidyl peptidase 3. The record is from RefSeq and is a predicted model, not a curated record. Gene Ontology annotation, biological process: proteolysis. Bases 16 to 2400 code for a protein of 794 amino acids. NCBI's taxonomy places the organism in Eukaryota, Metazoa, Arthropoda, Insecta, Blattodea, Kalotermitidae. Gene Ontology annotation, cellular component: cytoplasm. Gene Ontology annotation, molecular function: metalloexopeptidase activity; dipeptidyl-peptidase activity. The transcript has 15 exons.
GUAUUAUGAAAUGUUAUGUCUUUAGAUGAAAUAUCCAAAUUAUAUGAAAUUUCCGAUAGAUGGAACCAAUUUUCCGAGCGUUUGGAGGCCUUGAGCGGGAAUACGAGUAGAAGGUAUCUUGAAGUGAGAUAUUCUAAUUUUGGGAAUACCACUAUUUCACGAACUUCAACUUAUCAGUGUCAUUUGCCGAAAACGCACAUUAUACCAACAUGUUUUCUCAUACUGCCACAGCAUACGCGAUGCACAAUGACUGAUGCUGAACACUUUGUUCUCCCAAAUGAGCAGCCAGUAGUGGAGCUUGACUGCACAACUGCUUUCAAAUGUCUGACUCCCAGAGAGAAGUUGUAUGCACACUACUUGAGUCGGGCUUCAUGGAAUGGCAGCCUCAUCAUUCUUGUGCAGACCUCACCAGAGGCCCCACUUGUGUUUGUGUUGCUACACAAACUAUUCUCUCUUCAGCCUCUUUCUGAGCUGAAGAAGGCUGCACUGGGGGACCAGGGAGUCACACCUGAUGAGUUCCAAGCACUCCUGGUAUACACAUCAGGUAUCUUCACCAAUGCCGGGAACUACAAGGGUUUUGGUGACAGCAAGUUUGUCCCAAAUCUACCAGCUGCCAAGUUUGAAGUGGUCAUCAAAUGCAGUGAGGCGUAUCACAGGGAACCCAAAGUUAUGCAGUCUCUGUGGGACCGUUGCAAGGAUGCCAUCUAUUUGCUGAAGGAGGGCGUGAAGUGUCUUGGAUUCCAUGACAAGGGUACAACAACAUACUUCUCUAGUAACUGCACCCUGGAGGAUGCCAACCUGGUGACACAGUUCCUGAAACACCAGAGCAUGGAGGCCUACAAUAGUCGGGUGUUCAAGACUGUGGAGGAUGGAGUUCCCACAUAUGAGAUACGACUCGCGUCAGUUGAGACAGGGAGUGACCCAGAUGUUACGCAGAAGGAUGUUGACUGCAUGAGUUGCAGAUUCCGAAUCACACGAGGGGACUGUUCCAGACUUCUGGCGCUUGUUGUGCAAGAUUUGGCUAAAGCGAAGGAUCAUGCUAUGAAUGACUUGGAGAGGAAGAUGCUGGAGCAUUACAUUCAGAGCUUCACACGUGGCACACUGAGUGACCACAAAGAUGGCUCCCGUUUCUGGAUCAAGAACAAGGGCCCUGUGGUUGAGACAUACAUUGGCUUCAUUGAGACAUACCGAGACCCAGCAGGCAUGCGUGGUGAGUUUGAGGGUUUUGUGGCCGUGGUGAACAAGGAGAUGUCUGCGAAGUUUGCUAAGUUGGUAGAUCAGGCUGAGGCAUUACUACCAGAGCUCCCUUGGCCCAGAGGCUUUGAGAUAGACAAGUUCCUACUCCCGGACUUCACCUCGCUUGAUGUCCUGACGUACGCUGGUAGUGACAUUCCUGCAGGGAUCAACAUCCCAAACUAUGAUGAAAUUCGUCAAAAUGAGGGCUUCAAAAAUGUGUCACUGGGGAAUGUGAUCCCAGCCCAGUACAAGCAGAGUGUGAUGUCCUUCCUUUCAGAGGAGGAUAAGGACUUGCUGACAAAAUACAGGGUGCAGGCAUUAGAAUUGCAAGUUGGCCUGCAUGAAUUGCUGGGCCACGGCAGUGGGAAGCUAUUGCGCAAACACAAGGAUGGACAUUUCAACUUUGAUCCAGCGAAGCUCACCAACCCCUUGGAUGGCGAACCAAUCAAAUUGUGGUAUGAAGAUGGUGACAGUUAUGACUCCAAGUUCACAACAAUAAGCUCAUCAUAUGAGGAGUGUCGAGCUGAAUGUGUGGGACUCUUCCUCAGCUUGAACAAGGAUGUCUUGAGCAUUUUUGGGCUUGAGGGGCAAGAGGCUGAGGAUGUCACAUAUGUGAACUGGCUGGCCCUGCUGUACCAGGCAGUUGGCAAAGCCUUGGAGAUGUACCAGCCUUCCACCAAGGUUUGGCUUCANGCACAUGCGCAAGCAAGGUAUGUCAUCCUGCGUGUACUUUUAGACGCAGGAGGUGACUUUGUGACUGUCACUGAAACUGUGGAGGGAAAGGACCUGCUGUUGAAGGUGGACAGAAACAAGAUUGCUUCUGUAGGCAGGAGCGCCAUCAGUGACUUCCUACUUAAAUUACAGGUAUAUAAGUCGACCGGAGAUGUUGCAGCUGCACAGACUAUGUAUGACAAGUACUCGGAGGUGCCUGAUGAUGGUCCACACCCAUGGGGCAAGUGGAGAGACAUUGUGAUGGCACACAAACAGCCACGCAAGAUGUUCGUGCAAGGCAACACUAUUCUCAGUGAAGGGAGUGAGGUCAGUCUCAAGAUGUAUGAUGCCACACACGAGGGGCUCAUUCAGUCCUGGAUAGACCGUUUCCAGUCAUCUGACAUCUAUGUUAUCCUAGAGGAGUUGUGGGAGAAGGAUCAGAAAUACUUCUGAACAUGAAAGAGUUGUGCCAGAACAGCAAGUUAUAACAUUCAUAAAAUUCAAUAAAUGUAUACUAAAUUUUA